Molecule: messenger RNA, 1792 nt
Organism: Blastomyces dermatitidis ER-3
Lineage: Eukaryota; Fungi; Ascomycota; Eurotiomycetes; Onygenales; Ajellomycetaceae
Product: copper metallochaperone ATX1
Exons: 2
Coding region: 827-1072 (81 amino acids)
Biological process (GO): copper ion transport
Cellular component (GO): cytosol
Molecular function (GO): metal ion binding; copper chaperone activity
Source: RefSeq, a predicted model, not a curated record
GCCAGCUGGUCAUUCUGCCAUUCUAAGAGUCAAUAAUUCAUUUUUAAUAUAUCUGAGUUACACAUACAAAUCUCUAUGUGAUUCUUUGCACUGUACCAUUGAUAUUGUCCAUAUUCUCUCACUAUAGGCAUAUAGAACUGGUUGACCAGCCAAACAACUGUCCUUAUAUAUACCACCAACCCGAGAGCUUCUAUGACGUGAUUUCGGCCGCCUGACUAAUAUAACCAGCUUAUAUUUGGUAUUUAGUUGGAAGAUCUUUGGCCGAACAAUGUUCCCCAGUCUUCUCUGCGAGAUAAUUGCGUGUUUCCUCAGAUAUUAAUGCGGGCAUUGCGGUGUUUUUGCGUGUUUUGCUUACCAAUUCGUUUAUCCAAGGGAGAUAAGUUGCUUGUGAGUGUGAGAGAGAGAGGUAGAGAGAAGAGAAGCAGGCGAAGCCUAUCGGAUAAACGAAUUGGAAUCACUGGAACGAUGCUGAACCCUAGUUACGUUUAAGUUAUUUAUUACGGAUUACGGAAUAGAAAGAGGGAAUUAAUUAUGUUUCAGAAAAACAAACAAAGCAUGGGCAAGAAGCCUGAUAAAUAUUAACCAGGCGGACGGCGGGGGGGAAGGGAGGGGGAUUGAUUAAUUAAUUUCGGUGUCGCAGAUACCUCCUCCAUAGUAUUUAACUACUAUCCCUGUGUAUAAUAUAAAUAUAACAACACCCCUACGUUUCCUUUGGCCUCCCCUCUGUCGUUCAUCUUUCCUCGACUCUUCUUCUUACCUUACUACUACGGACACCCGCUCCAGAGACAAAAGACAAAGAAGAAAAGAUAGCAAAACGAAAGCAACAAUGACCGACACACAACACGAGUACAAAUUUAACGUCACCAUGAGCUGUGGCGGCUGCUCAGGCGCCAUCGAGCGCGUCCUCAAGAAACUUGACGGCGUCAAAUCCUACACCGUCAAUCUCGAAUCGCAGACCGCAACCGUCCUCACUGAACCUUCGCUUGAAUACGACACCGUGCUCGCCACCAUUAAGAAAACAGGCAAGACAGUCACUAAGGGCGAGGCUGAUGGUGUGCAGAAGGACGUUUAAAUAUGGACAAUUAUAUUUGGAGAAAAAGGUAUGGGGAGGUGGGGGUAAGAGACAUAUCGGGGUAUAUCGCCGCGGCACAUGGUUGGUAGUGUUGGUAGUUGAUGGUUUGGCGACACGGAGCGGCGCGUGGGGGUUUGUUACAUUACAAAGGUUACGAUUAUAGGUGAAGAGGGACUUUCAUUGCAGUUGACGGACGGUGGAGGGAGCGAGAGAGCGCUGGAUUAUUUUUCAUAUUUUGAAAUAGGUGGAAUCCCCAACGUUCUGAUAACUAUGGGGAGGGUUUUCCUGCCUUCUUUUUACGAAUGUGGCAUCAGAUCAGAGGCAGAAAUACCAGAGGGAGAGGAUAGAUAGGGUCAAUCUCAUGCCUUGCCUUGCUCUCCGGGAUUACUUGCACGCUAUCACCAUAGCAAUACAAUAUCUUUAGCCAGCUAUCUUUAAAGAAUCGUAAUAUUUGUUUCUUAAAACUAGUUUGUUUGCUCUAGUUAAACAUUUGAUAGAUGCUAACUAUCACCUCACCAACAUUUAUGUCAGUUAAUAGCACUGUACAUACAAAGAAAAUCAAAUGGAUCUCCUAGGCGAUUAAUUAAUCCACAUAAAUUGGCUCCACUGGAGUCUCAAGCCAGUAUGUACAUGCAUUACGUCAACCCUCCUCCGAGGCAAUUGGGUAUCAAGUAACUACUGUACAGCAUUGCCGCGGGGAGAGAAUGACACAAAAAGUAA